Molecule: messenger RNA, 405 nt
Organism: Perkinsus marinus ATCC 50983
Lineage: Eukaryota; Perkinsozoa; Perkinsida; Perkinsidae
Exons: 3
Coding region: 1-405 (134 amino acids)
Source: RefSeq, a predicted model, not a curated record
AUGCUCUCCACCACCCGUCGACUCAUCCCCACCACUACUGCCCUCUUCAGAGCAACCACCAUCGCUACUUCGACGGUCACACCAAACUUCGUGCCCAAUCCCAGAUUCAACCGGGCGAGGGCCUUCACUACUGCUGCAACAACCGCUGACGACAGCGACCCCGUCCACGGGAAAAUCAGCAAGCUCAUCCACGACAACCGAGUUGUUCUUUUCAUGAAGGGUUCACCAGCAGCGCCCAACGCUGAAGGCCUCACUGAUUUCACGUACGUAGACGUCCUCAAAUCGGAUGCAGUGAGAGAAGGUACUAGUAUUGCUUCCCCCCUUUCCUUCUCCUCUGCCACUCCCAUCAACUACGGCUUCCCACCUGGGAGAAUCGACGUGUACUUCUCUCGAACGAAUCGAUAA